Molecule: messenger RNA, 427 nt
Organism: Paramecium octaurelia
Lineage: Eukaryota; Ciliophora; Oligohymenophorea; Peniculida; Parameciidae
Source: the annotation of a GenBank genome assembly
UAAAUAGAUGCGAAUCAGAUUGGAACAAAAUACUAAAAUAUAAUAAGAAAGGUGGUGAUAUAGUCUACAUCUUAGGCUUUAAUAUUCAAGUGCUUUGAUGAACCCUUCAUCUUCAUUUAUUAUCCUUUUAAGCGAUUACAUUUUAAGAAGUUAACUAUUUAGUCGGUGAGGAUUGGAUGAAUGCAGACUUGAUUUCGAGACAUAUUACAUGUCUGAUGAUGCCUCGGCAGUGAUAAAAUGUGAAUAUUUGCUCAAUCUGGCAUUAGAGAAAUAUUUAGGGAUUGAAAAAGAUUAAAUGAAAAUUAGGUAAUUUAUUUAAAAACUGUCUAAAAUCAAGCUCUUUAAAGAAUUAGAAAAAGUAUGUUAGAAAUAGAAUAUAAUUUAGUUCAAUAUACUUAUACUGUCAAAUAAAAAGUGGACAAAUGAA